Molecule: messenger RNA, 7439 nt
Organism: Solea solea (common sole)
Lineage: Eukaryota; Metazoa; Chordata; Actinopteri; Pleuronectiformes; Soleidae
Gene: pde3a
Product: phosphodiesterase 3A, cGMP-inhibited
Exons: 14
Coding region: 561-3728 (1055 amino acids)
Biological process (GO): oocyte maturation; positive regulation of oocyte development
Cellular component (GO): cytosol
Molecular function (GO): 3',5'-cyclic-AMP phosphodiesterase activity
Source: RefSeq, a predicted model, not a curated record
CUCAAAUCCCGCAGCGGCAGCGGCAUUUAUCCUCGAAAGCAACGGGACAAGCCUCUGACAUUUCGGUGGAGCGUGAAAAGUGGCCAAAUGGUGGACACAAAGAGGAGCACGGUUUCGGUUUGCCGCUGAAUACUCGCGGAACUGGACUCAUGAUGAUGAUGAUGAUGAUGAUGAUGAUGAUGUUUUGCGGAUCCGGCCGUGGAGCCACGCGGCGGGGAGAAUGGCAGCAGAAGUCAAAGAGACGGCGCGCCACAAAGGAGGGCAGAGCAGGACGCGUGUGUGCAGAGCAGCAGUGCCCUAGAUCCAAGUAACAUCUGAGCUACUCUGUCAUUCAGGCUCCAUUCAUGCUGUUUCGGGUUCGAGUGCACCUGGAAAAACAAAGACAAUGCGUUCAGUGGCAGCACACUACCGUGCGUAAAUGGAGACACAUCUGUGCGUAUUCGCCGUACUUUUCCCUUCACUGUGCGUUCAAUAAAACGUGUUUGUUUUGUCACUGUCCCACGACCACACUGGUAUAGAUGCAUUAUAUACUUCCUCAUACUUCACAUGUGCCAUGAGUGAUGGCGAUGUCUGCAGAAUCUGACAGUACCGGUGCGCAGGGCUGCUGUGCUCAUAAGAAAAGCUUCAGCGCACUGGAUCGCAAUGGUUAUGUGAAAACAUGUGUCAUCCCACUGUGCCGUGACCGAGGCUACGAGUCGUGGGUGAGGCUAAUGUUCACCAAAAUAUGGUGUUCCCAGAGACUCCGGAUUGCGGUGUGUGUGGGGUCGCUCUCGGUUUUUCUCGCUCUGUUGGUCAAAUGUGCAGAUUGGAGAGCUGAAGGCAGCAGCAGCAGCAGCAGCAGCGCUGACAACACACUCUCGCUUUCAUCGUCUCCAGUUCACUUCGUUGCGGGCUGCGCGGUGGACCUUUUGCAAACUUGCUGGAGUGUGCUCUCGCCAUUGUUCACCCUCGUAUGUGCCUUCUUUUGGGUCGGCGUCUACCUAAUCCGCUGUGGGGUUUUAAUCCAGACCGCCCUGUCCCUCCUGACCGUGUGCCACCUGGGCGAAGCGGCUGCGUGGACUCUCUUGGACGGGACAGAUGAGCAGCUCUUUUCGUUCACCACAGCGGCCGGAGUCGUGCUCGUCUGCGUGGCCACCGGCGCACUCAUGGUAGCACGACUGAACCAGGGCAUAUCUGUGGUCGUUUUCAUCAGCAUAGUCAGGACCAUUUCACUCUUCUCACUGCACAAAGUUCGGGCCACUUGGAGACCGUACGUAGCGUACCUGGUUGGAGUGUUGGGCAUCCUGCUGGCGAGGUAUGCUGACAAGCUCCUUCCUGACCAAGGGAGACACAAGGAGGGCUGCACCCCCGUGACUGGAGCCAGGGAAGAGAUCCCUGUAUUUAAAAGGCGCAGGAGGUCCAGUUCUGUGAUAGCGUCAGACAUGGCACACAGUCAGUCCAACAGUAAGUCACAUCGCCGGACCUCUCUGCCAUGCAUCCAGAGGGACCAGAUGCUCCCUCGCUCGGACUGGGACCACAAGAGAGGCUCCCGAGGAUCACAGUCAUCAGGCACCACAGUCAUGGUGGACAUAGCGGUGAUGGGAGAGGCUCAUGGACUAAUCACAGACCUGCUGGCUGACCCUUCCCUGCCUGCUCAUACCUGCACCUCACUUCGGGCUGUCAGCAACCUGCUCACCACGCAGCUCACUUUCCAGCCGCUGCACCGGCCCCGCCCUGCUCCCCUCCUUAACCUCAGCGACGCCUACACCUGCUCUGACUCAGAGGAAGGACCCGAGAAAGGCGAGAAGACAUCUUUCCACAAGCGUCUCAGGCGGAGUCUCCAUCCUGGUCUUCUUAGGAGAAUCUCUUCCACAUGGACCACCACCACCUCUGCCACAGGUCUUCCCACCAUAGAGCCUGGGCCUGUUUGCAGGGAUCGCAGCGCCAGCAUCAAACCCUACCAUGAAACGCUCACCUGCAGCUGUGGGAGACCAUACAUCAGACUGAGCCAUGGGGAGGGCUCUAUAGACAAGGGAGACAGGAUACCACGGUCAGCUGAGGAUCCAGUUGUUGUGUCAUCAGACUAUGACAGCACCCACGAAGCUAACCACAGUGACAGCAGUGAUGUAGCACAUACUGAGGAGGACAUGGAGGAGGGAAAAGCCCCUGCUCAAAAUGUUAUCCUCCACCAACUAAUACCUCCUGAGGACAAACCCAUUCUGGCUCCAGAGCCGUUAAUAAUGGAGGAUUUAGAUCCUCUCAUGAGUCAGCUGAAUAAUUGGAACUUCCCCAUCUUCACCUUGAUGGAAAAGACAAAUGGGAAAUGUGGACGUAUCCUCAGUCAGGUCUCCUACAGGCUCUUUGAAGACACUGGUCUGUUUGGGAUCUUUAAGAUCCCUGUAAAAGAAUUCAUGAACUAUUUCUAUACCCUUGAGAAUGGUUACAGAGACAUACCAUAUCACAACAGAGUCCACGCCACAGAUGUCCUUCAUGCAGUCUGGUACCUCACCACGCAGUCUGUGCCCGGUCUGCCCAGCCUCGUUGCUGACCACGGCUCCGCCAGUGACUCAGACUCAGACAGCGGAAUAACACACAGUCAUAUGGGCUUCCUGGUUUCAAAGACCUACACUGUGUCAGAAGACGGCUAUGGCUGUCUGUCAGGCCUCAUCCCUGCUCUGGAGCUCAUGGCCCUUUAUGUGGCUGCUGCAAUGCACGACUACGACCACCCCGGGCGGACCAACGCGUUCCUUGUGGCCACCAGUGCUCCACAGGCAGUGCUUUACAACGACCGAUCCGUCCUGGAAAACCACCACGCUGCCUCGGCCUGGAACCUUUUUAUGUCACGGCCAGAGUACAACUUCCUUGUCAACCUGGAUCAUGUGGAAUUUAAACGUUUCCGAUUCCUGGUUAUUGAGGCCAUUCUGGCCACCGACCUGAAGAAGCACUUUGACUUUCUUGCCGAGUUCAAUGCAAAGGUGGGUGACGAUCCAUCUUCAGGUAUCGAUUGGUCCAAUGAGAACGACAGGUUGCUGGUGUGCCAGAUGUGCAUUAAACUGGCUGAUAUUAAUGGACCGCUGAAGUGCAAGGACCUGCAUCUGCAGUGGACAGAGGGCAUCGUCAACGAGUUCUAUGAACAGGGUGAUGAGGAGGGCAGCCUCGGUCUUCCCAUCAGCCCCUUCAUGGACAGAGCAGCACCACAGUUGGCCAAACUUCAGGAAUCGUUCAUCACACACAUUGUGGGACCACUGUGCAAUUCCUACGACUCAGCGAGCCUCAUGCCUGGACGAUGGGUGGAGCCCAACCCGGAGGAGGGGGAGGAGGAGGAGGAGGAGGAGGAGGAGGAGGAGGAGCCGGAGAUCAGGGAGAACGAAGAUGAGGAUGAAAAUGAAGAGGACACUGCAGAAGAGGACAGUUCCACAAGCUCAGAAGUGUCACAAAAUACCACUCCCAAGAAAAGGAGGAGAGUCUUUUGUCAGAUCACGCAGCACCUGAUGGAGAACCAUGAGAUGUGGAAGAAGGUGAUUGCAGAGGAAGCUCAGAAACAAGACCAAGGGGCAGAGUCUGUCCAUUUAAACAAUGUAGCCGAGCCUAUUCUGGCGAUUCAUGAAGAAGAAGAGGAGCCAGGGAGCAGAGAAGAGCUGGUAGAAGGAGAAGAUCCAGAGGAGGGAGUGGAGGAACCAGAGUGGCCUGUUUCUCCACAGGACGACUCGAAACCUCAAGAGGAACUACAGGAGGGCGACCCACAGUGAAAAGGCCCAUGGGAAAUAAUGGUGUCAGUCAGGGCAAGGAUGUGAAAAAGUAUUUCUUUGUUUCUUAUCCUAUCAACUGACUCCUGUUUUUCGCCAGCACAUCACUUAGACACAACACUGUAGAAGUUUGGGAAAUGUGUGCCUAUACAAAAAAAAAAAAAACAGGGUGGGAAAAAAAUCUGUGCUUUACACAUUUUAUCUGAAUAUCCAAACAUUUAAAGGAGCUUUCCGUAUUGCAAUACAGGAUGGUUUUAUGUUCUUUGGGAUACAGACUCUUUUGCUACUGUCAAGAGAAGAGAGAAGAGACUGGUUGCACAGACCUCAACCCAUUGUGGUCACACAGGACUGCAGACAUUUGCUGCCAAUUUAUAAAUAAAUAUUUUCAGAAUGCAAUUAUAUAUAGACAUCACAAUUAACUGUAGUCGUGUGACGAUUCUAGCAGGAGUUUUUAAGGUCGCACAUGGGCCAUAAUGUUUUUUUUUAUGUACGGAUUAUGAAGGCAGUCAAUCACACGAGGAACACUGAUGUAUCGUCCGUCCUUUCGACUUCUGCCAAAAGUAACUGCUCACCUGUGGCGUUUUAGCGUUAAACACAAAUACUUAAUACUUGUUUUAUGUUUUACAUGUGUUGCCCAAUUAAUGAUGUCAUCCAUACCUCAGACAUGCACGUAAGUCCCGGCAUGUUCCUGGAACUGUCCAGAGGCGCGACAUGCGUUCUCCAGAACGAAUCUCUGGAUAAUUUCCCAUGAGCCCAUGUGAGGACACAGCCGGAAAUGCUCCAGCCAGCAGGUGUCCUGAAUCCAGGGCCCACCAUCACCUGUUUCACACUCUCGAGCGGCUUAAAUAUCAUUAUAUGAACAGUAAACUCUCCAGGUCCAGACCAGGUGUCCAUGUCUGAAAAUGGCUUAUGUGUGUGAGCUUGCAGGUGUGGGUCUUUGCUUGAAAUAAUUUAUUUGUACCAUCUCCAGUCCCCAGUUUCCGGGUAAAUAUGGACUUGACAAAUUAACGUUGGGCUGUAGGAAAAUGAAUCAAAUCGUACUUUGAAACUACCAAAGGUUUUAGGAUGGUAAAAGGGAAAAAAUCAACAAAACAGGAAACCAUUCAAUAAAAAUAUAUAAAGAGUUAGAAAGCUUAAUAUAUUAAACAAAACACCCUGAUGUGGAUUAAAUGUGUAAUCUUAAUUUUUUUUUUUUUUUUAUAUAUUUUAUUUUAAAUGUCCAUAGACUGUCUUUAUCACUACAGUGUUGUUUGUGUCUUUUCUAUCACUUUCUGACACUUUGCUGUAUUUAAGGCUCAGUGUACUGCAGUACGCUGUAUCCUGGUCCUCAUUAUGUAAUCACUUGCAAAUGAUGCUGAUCUUAAACCCUCAGGAAACUCUCAACUAUUGAAAGUCAACAUUUGCAUUACUCCUUGGGACAGUAAGAUAAAAACAUACUGGAAUGGCAGGCUACUUUAACAAUAAUGAAUAAGAACAAUGAUGAUAAUCAUUGUUUUCUGCUUUUACUUUUAACAUCGAAGCAGAAAACCUUUAUUCAUCUAUGUAUCCUCCUCUUCCAGCACCUCAGGGAGACUUUCUUUCUCUCGUGGUUAAAAUCAGACAGGACAUCAGAGUGCAUCACACAGAGAGGAUUUAUUUUGAAUUUAUUCUUUUUUUAAGCUUUUUCUUUCCACGUCAAAAGAAAACAGUUGUGGGGCAAAAAUCAAUGGACUCAAAACAAGUCUCUGAGUUUAGCCAAAAGUCAAAGUUGUAAUUAACUUGGAAUGUUGUCAUUAUAUUUCCACAUUACAGGUACUAUGCACAUGUUUAGGUCAUUGUUUUCUUACUGCUUCCUAAUCGCCAAGCCUAUUUUUGUACCGAGAUAUUAAUUGACACAAUUUAAUAUCUCAAUGAUCAGGACCUGACGUUUAAGAAAUGUGCUGUAAAGUGACGUCACAUAAGAGCCCCGACUUUGGACUGAGACAAAGCCACAAGUAUAUUCAACUGCGUCUCAAACAUGCAACAUGUUCAAGAUGACUAUUUCAAAUUUAUAUAUCAAAUAUGUACUUUGCUUUUAAUUGGUGAAGCACCGCCAUUGAGUUGUCGCAUCAAUUUAAUGUCACAUUAAAGUACAUUGUGGCAGUAUUAUAUACAAAUGAAGUGCCCAUAAUCUUGUCCAGUGUCUGCAUGUAACUCAUAAGAAGUAAAACAGUUGUUUAAUGGGUCUCUGACUUGUUACACUGCUUCCUUCAGUCAUCUUAUAUCUGAUCUUUAAAAAAAGAGAGAAAAAAAGACCAGCACAUCCUUGCAGUUACAUUCUUCUACCACAUGAUGUUUCCAUCUGUGGUGAACACUAAAAUAAUCCAUUUACCGCUCUCUCUCGCUCUCUCUCUCUACAUAUACUGCAGCACAAAGGCCACAAGCUGAAGGUAAUUGGUUGACCCACUGAUUAGAGAGACAUUAAACAGAGCAUCAUUCACCACCACACAAGCCCUGUAUCAGACCACACAGUUGUUUGAAGCCACUGAAUCAGAACAGCCUUUUUUUUUGUUUGUUUUUUUGGCUUCUAAUGAUCAUGUGUUGCCUCACCUAUUGUAUCUUGUUUACAAUAAUCCUGCUGUUUUGUUUUUUUUAGUAUGUCACCUGCACUUCCUGCCCAGUGAGCUAUUACGUUUUCUUAACUUCUUAUGUUUCCCAGCUCCUGCUUUGAGAACACAGUAUACGUAUAUAUAUACUGGACAGUGUGUGUGUUUUUGUCUUUUUGAAUUCUGCCACUGAACCUCUCUAAUGUGACUCUGUCCUCUAUUUGACCAAUCGCGCCACUGAGAAGAGCAGGGAUGCGACUUUUGCUCAAAACGGUGACGCAGUUAUUAGUGAUGACACUUCCUCACAGAAGGCCCUUUAGCACACUUGUCCUUGCGCUUCCUCUUUGACAUACGUUCCGCCUGUCCUGCACAUCUGAGACCCUCACUGGCAACAGUGGACACAGAGGUCAUCACAAAACUGCAACCGGAUUCUAUCCAUCCGUCCAUUUUGUUCAUUUGCUGAUGGUCACUUUUUUUUUUUGGGUUUGUUUGGACAAUGCGUGCAUUUUUGUCACCAGAUGACUUCAAUCCUGAAGUCAACUUGCUUUACGAGUGCAUUUUUUUAUUUUUUAUUUGAUUGUCAUAAUUAUUCACACGUGUAGCAUAGUUGUAAUGGUGGGAACCAAACAAGCUUUACAAUUAUGUAAACAAACAAAAAAAAAAGAUGAGUAUUUUUAUAUAGUUGACACAUGAUUAAAUAAUGACUUGCUUUCUUCUCACUAGUACCUUGCACUUACCACAUGUACAGUACUAACACGUGGAAGAAUUAUUCCAAAAUACAUGGUAUUUGUGAAAGUAACAUAAUUAAUUUCCUUCCGGGUUGAUGCUCCAUUUUGUACAAUACACACACACACACACACACACACACACAUAUAUAUAUAUAUAUAUAUAUAUAUACAUAUACAUAUGCUGUACAGUAAAGACAUUUUAAAACUACAAAAAAACCUUUUAGAUAUACAUUAUUUAUUUUUACCAUUUUGUAAUUUAGACACUAUACUGUAGCUGCAAUAUUGCCAGACUUACUGGAAGUGCCUAUAUUGGUAUUAUGUAACAUACAGUGAGUAUAUUUGAAGAUCAGUAGUUAUUGUCACAGCCGUGUGGAUGUUGUAAUGUGAAUACAUUGAAUUAUAAGACUAUAAUUUCUGUGGUA